Hippopotamus amphibius kiboko is the source of this 4909-nucleotide messenger RNA. RefSeq names its product ETAA1 activator of ATR kinase (gene ETAA1). The transcript has 5 exons. The record is from RefSeq and is a predicted model, not a curated record. Lineage: Eukaryota; Metazoa; Chordata; Mammalia; Artiodactyla; Hippopotamidae. Bases 2246 to 4549 code for a protein of 767 amino acids.
GUUCUCCUAAUGAUCCAGAUGGACAGAAUGAUAUCUUUUGGGAUCAAAAUUCUCCAAUGACAAAGCAGUUAGGUAAAGGAAGAAAAAAGCAGAUUUACACCACAGCUAGUGAUGAGAUCUCACAUAUUGUUAAUCGUAUUGCUCCUCAGGUAAAUAUCAGUGAAUUUAUAGUUUACUUUAAAACCGUGAAAAUAUGCUGCUAAAUUAUUUUAAUAGUUCAUUUAUGUGAAAAAUAUUUUGUCUUAUUCAAUUCUCUUUUAAAACAGAGCAGCAAAGACUGCUUUUACCUUUUCUACCACUGAAAUGCAUGUUUUUGAAAAAAGGAACAUAAUGUAUAAUUGGUAAUAUGUAUUUUCCUAAGCAUAUAUAUGUGUUUUUUUUAGAAUGAUGAUUUUUAACUAAAACUUUGUGUUUAUUUUGUUUUUAAUGUGAUUUAACGGUAUCAUUUUCAAUUUACUAAAGAAUAGAAUUAGACAAUAAAAGUUUAAACUUCUAAGUUUUUUGUGAUUUUUUUUUUUUUUUUUUUUACUGUCUGUAGCACACCUUUUCCCCAUUGAAACCUCUUUUCUUAAUACUAGUUGACUUAUAAUGUCAUCAAGAAACAUGAAAGUGGAAAAAACACUGGAUUUGGAGUUAGUUCUCAAUCUGCCUCCUAUACUGGAUGAACCUAAGCAAGUCACUUAAACUCUCAGAAGUUUAGUUCAUUCAGACAUUAAAAUAGAAUUGUUACUUGUCUUGCUCUCUUUCUUGUGUUAUUAUGAUGAUUGAAUUGGAUAAAAAUUCUUAGUAAACUACAGAGCACUACAAAUGUUAGAUUAAAGUUAGUUAUGAUAGUUAAAUUAUUUUCUGUAACUAUCUUCAAAAGUUUCUUGCGUAUUUCAGCUCUUGUAAAUGCUUGAGUGUAAGAGAAAUAUAAGUUUAGGUCAGCCUAUAUUCUGGACCUCUUUCCUUUUUUCUCUUUUUCUUAUUUAGCAACAUUUAAAUCCAGAAAACAUCCAAUUUUUGCUUAGUGUCUUCUCCAUAGGAAGUUUGGUAUUUUUCCCUGGCAUGUCCUUGGAUAGUGACUAUAUGUUGACCAUAAACAAUAGAUGGCACUGGCCCAAACUGUGGUUAUAAGGAUCACCAUCAUCCAGGUGGAGAAGACAGGAAAUAAGGUUUUUCUUAGCAACUGUGAAACAUCCAAAAUUACAACUAGCACAGUCAAAACAACUCUGUUGCUACUAGCUCUACAUUCCAUGUUUGGCAUGUCAUAGUAAUGCAUUUUACAUACAGUUCAUUAGUUAAAUAGCAUUUAUGCCUUAUACUACUUGCUUCAUAAGUUAACAGUAGAUCUUCAUUAAUUGUGGGUUUCACAUGAAAGAAGCAUAAUAAAAUGUGUUUGGGCUGGCCAGCCUAAAUAGUGAUAAAAAGAUAGUCAAGUAAGUUAUUGGACACUUUACCUAAGUGGGCUGGAAACAAUAGCUCAUGUAAAGAAAUGUUAACAGUAUGCAAGUGGUAACUUGUGUAUAAGAAAAAGUACAGUGAAAUUAGUUGCUUUUAAAUUACCCUUUUCAACUGAGCACUUAAUGCGCAUAAAUCUUUGGUAAUAUCAAGGUCUUUCUAAGAACUUGUCAUUUUCUCAGAAUGACAUAUUCAUGUUAUUUAUUUUUAGGUGAGUUAUCCUCCUCAAAUAUAUAAGUCACUUUAGUAGUUCCAGAGAUGACAUUUUAAAAAUUUGCACUUUUAUUUUAAUUGGUCAGUCAUUUUACAUUCUUCAGGGGUACUUUUCAUAUAGUGUUGUUUGUUUGAAGAUGGUGCAUAUCUUUCCAUCAUUUUUAUACAGCUAUGCACAGUAUACUCUAGGAUUAAAUGAACUAAGUGCUUAGAUACCUAAUAAUUACAUAGUACAAUCCAUAGUACCUGGAUUGAACUAUGUAAUAAUUAAUGAGGAAAUUUUAAAAAUAUAACAUUUGCAAAUACUAUAAAAAACAUACAUAGAACCUAUGUAUAUAUAUAACUGUAUAUAUAAAGUUAUACUUUUAUUCCCUAAAAAUGGAAUGAAUUUAAAAUUACUUGGUAAAGGGACCAAAAAAAUCCAUAAUUAAAUCAUUAGGAAUGUUAUUUUCCUUAAAUUCAAGAUUAUUGAAACAAAAGGGAAAUAUGUAUUGAGUCUAAAAUAGAAAUUAUUGCUUUUCUUGGGUAUUUUGCAAAGCUAAAAUCUAGGUUCAACUGGACAUAUAAGAAAGCUGCUGUUGAUUGAUUGAGGAUGUUGAAGUACCAUGUUGAUGAGAAACCAACAACAGACUCCAUGCUGGGCGUGUGGAUUGGUGAAACUGCUAUUCCUUGUACUCCUAGUGUAGCAAAAGGAAAAUCAAGAGCAAAACUCAGCUGCACAAAGUUAAAAUCACAGAAUCAGGAGGAGGAACUUAUGAAACUGGCUAAGCAGUUUGAUAAAAAUAUGGAAGAGCUAGAUGUGAUUCAAGAGCAAAACAAGAGAAAUCAUGAUCUUAUCCAGAUGGUUUCAGAAGCAGAGACUUUAAAUAAUUACAGAGAUAAUGUACAGAUGCAGUUCCUACAUGAUAUAGUUCCUGUAAUAGAUAAUGCUAUAAUAAAGAAGCCAGUGAAAGAAAACACCGAGGUAUUUGUGGUAAAUGAUCAAAAUAGCAGUCAGAAGCCAUUUGACCAAAAUGCUGAAGCAGCCUUUAUUGCCAUUUUUGAUGGUUCUACUCAGAAAUGUAGCGGACAGUUAAGCCAAGAUCUGUCAGAUGCUUUCUUGAACACCAGUAAUACUACCUUUGGAAAGAAAAAUGCUUUGAAAGAGGAGAAAAUCAUUACUAAUGAAACUCUGGUCACUGAAAAACUGCCAAGUAAAACCCCAGGAUCACCUUCUCAUCAAGUAGAUAAUCCUGGAAUGACAAAAUCAUAUGUGAUUUCCUGUAAUAAGGAGCCAGGAGCUUUUAAUAAGCACAUUGAUACAUUUACUACCAGUGAUUUUGAGGAUGAUUGGGAAAACUUACUAAGUAAUGAACCUUUUGUUAUGCAAAAUAUUGAAAUGUCUGAACUUUUCCCUGCCCCUAAAACAGCCCAGAUUGCUGAUCAAAAGGAAAUUUGUACCUUAAACAGUAAAAAUAAUAAAAGUAAGUCAGGAAUGAAUACAAGUCUAGAUGCCAGGUCAGGAGAUUCAAAAAUUUUACAAGAUCUUCCUUCAAAGACGCGGAACAGUGAAGUAACAGAUGCUGCAAAAUACAGAUUUUCACCAAAGCCAAAUGACAAACCAAAUAAGUUAUCAUCCACUGGAAAUAAAAUGAAAUUGGAGAAAUCUUUUAAUAAAAUUGUUCAAGACAAAAUUCAAGACUGUGCAGUUGCAUCUAAUCUGACAAAUGAAGAUAUUCAUAGUAAAUUUACUUCUAAUGUAAAAGCUUCUGCAAAAAAGUCUACUUUGAACCCAGGAUGUUCUAAUGAACAAAAAAAUAAGUCCAUUUUUAAUCAGUCUUUGAAGGCAUCUACUAAUGCCGAGUCUUUAGGUUCUGCAACUUUGGGCAAUAAAACCGCUGUUUGUAACCCAAAUGAGACUAAUGCAUCAAAGCUAGGUUCUUUCUUUGAUGAUUGGAAUGAUCCAUCAUUUACCAAUGAAAUCGUUAAAGCAUGUCAUCAGUUAGAGAAUACCUGGGAAGCAGAUGAUGUAGAUGAUGAUUUAUUAUACCAAGCAUGUGAUGAUGUUGAAAAACUAACUCAGGAACAAAACAUUAGAGUGGACAGCAAGACAUCAGAAAAUGUACUUGAGAUCAAUAAUAGUUUUAAACAUGGAGCCAAAAACGUGUUUACUACACCUAAACAAGGAAGUUGUUUGGUGCAAUCAGAUCACUUGAAACUGAACAGCAUUUCAUUGCAGACAUCUUCAUUGACAAAUAGCUUACAAAUAAAUAAAUCAAUAAAGACAGAGAAAAGGGAAAUUUGUGGAAAUUCUCCAGGUUUUUUAGGUGCCACGACAAAUUUGACAAUAUGCUCUAAGAACUCAAAUUGUCAGAACAAUAAUCUGCAUGUCUCUUGGAAUAACGCUGAUGUUCCAAAACAAGUGAAUAGUUCCAAAUUGGUUCUUACAGGAAGUUCAAGUUUGAAUGUGAGUUCAGAUCAUAUGAAUACAGAAAUUGCUGCUUAUAAGAAGAGAUUGAGUACUCCACCUCUGUCCCAUAGCACCAUAACAGAUGAAGCUCAGAGUAACCUUAACAGAAAAGUUAGAUUUUCUAAGUACACAUUUACAAAGAUGAAAAAUUCUCAAAUUCUUUCUCCGUUUAAUAACAGUUGUGUAACAGGAAGUAUUUCUGGUACCAAAAUCACACAGGGUUUGGAGAAAAAUAAAACUGUCAAUCCGUUUUGUGGGAAGGAUGUUCAACAGCAGUCUUUGGUGAAAUCUUCUGAAUCUUUGAAACAACCUUCAAAAGAGGAGGAAGAGAAGAAUAGAAAGUAUUCUCCUGAAGAAAUUCAGAGAAAAAGACAAGAAGCGCUGGUUCGAAGAAUGGCCAAAGCACAGGCAUCAUCUGUAAAGAAAGGCAGCUCCCACUUAACUUGAUUUCUUUAAUGAAAUAUUACUUGGGACAUAACAAAGACAGUUGAUAACUAUCUAUGAUAGGAAAUAUUUUUUUCUUGAUUUCUCUAUGAGAAAUUGAAUGCUGAGUUAUAAAGCAUGGACUUCUACUUUAUUUAAUAAAUCAGUGUUUACAGUGGUCAGUGAAACCUUUCCUUGGAGAUAUAUGUGAAAGUAAUUGCUUGAAGGUUUUGGAAAUUCAGGAAAGUUACCUAUUAUGUCGUAGAAUAUACAGAGGAAAGUAGUUUUAUUUUUAAAUACUGUGAUUGCAGAGGAUCAUCAAAAAAUCAAUAAUCCACUUAAUUUUUUAUUGUAGUAAGUCUUUUCCUAAUACAAAGCUUCAAC